Messenger RNA from Rotaria sp. Silwood1, 2241 nucleotides. NCBI's taxonomy places the organism in Eukaryota, Metazoa, Rotifera, Eurotatoria, Philodinida, Philodinidae. The record is from the annotation of a GenBank genome assembly.
AUGUUAAUUUUUUACUUUCUUAUGAUUAUAUUAAUAUCAGCAUAUGAUAAUAAUACAUCACGAAUAUAUAUUCAUGAAGAAUUAUCAUCAAAUACAUUAAUAUUUUCUUCGAUAUCAUCAUAUAAUCUUCAAUGGUUACCAUCAUCUUAUUUAUUUCAAACAUAUUUUUAUUUAAAUCAAAAUCAAUCUUUAUAUACAACAAAUCAAAUAAUUAAUCGAGAAGAAUUUUGUGAAAAAAAAUUUUGUCAUUGUUCAGAAUGUUUAAUAAAUUUAAAUUUUUUACAAACUUUUUCAACAAAUAAUAUUUCUAUACGAACUAUUCAAAUUAUUAUUAAAGAUAUUAAUGAUCAUUCACCAACAUUUAAAAAAACAUUUUUACAACUUCCUAUAGCAGAAAAUCUUCCUAUUGAUUAUGAAAUUCCACUUGAAUCAGCUAUUGAUAAUGAUUAUGGUAUAUUAUCAAUACAAAAUUAUGAAUUAUAUCCAUUAAUUAAUAAUCCAUUUAGUUUAAUUAAACGAUCAAAACCAAUUCUUAAACUUAAGAAAAUUUUAGAUCGUGAAAUAAAAUCAAAUUAUUUAUUAAAAUUAAUUGCAUAUGAUGGUGGACAACCAUCAUUAUCAGGAGAACAAAAUAUUGAAAUAAUUGUUACUGAUGUUAAUGAUAAUGCACCAAUAUUUGAUCAAAUGAUUUAUCGAAAAUCUCUUCCAGAAAAUCAAUUAAUUGAUUCAAUUAUUUUUAAAAUUCAUGCAAAUGAUCAUGAUGCAGGUGAAAAUGCUCGUAUAAGCUAUUCAAUUGUUGAUCAAUCUAAUAUAUUUCAUAUCAAUGAACGAACAGGAGAAAUUUAUUUAAAAAAAUCUUUAGAUUAUGAAAAACAACGUUCAUAUUCAAUGACAAUUAAAGCUCGUGAUCAUGGUAUACCACAGCUGAACAAUUAUGCAACAUUAAUUAUUGAUGUAACAGAUGUCAAUGAUCAUGUACCAAAUGUUUUAUUAACAGAAGUUAAUGGGACGAUUAUGAAUAAUUAUCAAAUCAACCUAUCGGAAUGUAUAUCAAAAGAUAUACCUUUGUUAUAUAUUUAUGUAACUGAUGAUGAUUCUGGUGAUAAUAAUCGUGUUAGUUGUAUAUUAAAUGAUACUCGUUUAAAUUUAAUUAUUUUAACAACAAAUGCAUAUUCAUUACAAAUCAGUGGUUCACCUUUAUUUGAUUAUGAAAUUGAACAAUCAAUAGUUGUUCAUUUACAAUGUACUGAUUUUGGUAUACCAUCAUUAUCAACUUCAAUAUUAUUUUAUAUACAAAUUGAUGAUUGUAAUGAUAAUCCACCUGAUAUUAUUUUUCCAUUACAAUUAAAAAAUCAAUCAAUAUUAAUACCUUAUGAAACAACAAAAAUUCCAUUUAUUAUAACACAAUUUAUUAUUCAAGAUCGUGAUCGAUUUCAAUCGAAUACAUUCUCAUAUUCAUUUACUGUUUCACCAUUACUUAAUAUAAGUUUAACAAAUAAUGGUACAUUAAUUCUUUAUUCAAUGCCAACAAUUAUAGGAUUAUUUAUAAUUAAUGUAACAGUUUAUGAUAUUGGAAAUUUAACAAAUAGAAUAUCAAUACCAAUUAAUAUAUAUUCAAUAUAUGAUACAAUAGAAAUAAGAAAUUUUAGUAUGGAAAAUACAAGUUUAAUAUUACUUUUAAUAUUUUUUAUUAUUAUAUUUCUUGCUGCUAUAUUAAUAUCGAUAUGUUUUUUAAUUGCUUGUCUAUUACGAUCAAAUAAAACACAAUCACAAAGAAAUUCAAUACGAAAUUCUUCAUGUGAAAGUACUAAUAGUUCAAAUGAACGAACAGGUUCAUCACAAAAAACAACAAUUGAAGUACUUGAAGACACAACAAAUUCAUCCAAUCGUAUCUAUCAAUAUGGAAUUAAACAAGCAGCAGAUAUGAAUGUAAUCAAUACUAACGGUGUUCAUCAAAGAGAUUUUGGUUAUUCAGAAAAGGUUGAAAGAUAUUUAACACAUUUAAACAGUCGAGUUACUGGCAUCGAUAAAGAUGAAGGUGUAUAUGGAUCAUCAGAUAUAUCAUCUGAUCAUGUACAACAAUUAACAAUACGACCACCAUCUAUUAGUUCAAUACAUUCAUCACAACAAGCUUAUCAAGAUAGUUUAAAACGUUUUGAACAAUUAUAUUCAAUUGUUGAACAUCAUCAAAAAACAAAACUUCAUACUUCAGCAUUUUCAUCCGACAGUCUUAUUGUAUAA